Molecule: messenger RNA, 321 nt
Organism: Didymodactylos carnosus
Lineage: Eukaryota; Metazoa; Rotifera; Eurotatoria; Philodinida; Philodinidae
Source: the annotation of a GenBank genome assembly
AUGUCUGGAGUUCGGAAUGACUUAAGACGAAAACUAAGGCACCCGACAUUGAAUUCAAAACUAAAUGAAGUAAGUUCUCUUCGUGAAAUAACAUUAAUCGAAGAUGCAAAAUUAUUGGUUCGUGGUGCUGUAUCCGGUGUAACAUGCGAUUGUAAGACUAAAUGUGGGACGAAACAUUGUCCAUGUAGAAAAGUAGGAGUGGGGAAAUCGAAAUUUCGAGUUCGCCUGAAAGAAUUUUUACAUGGACAAGCUUUGGUUGGACAUGUAGAUUCACAAUUACAAGUUGAAGCGCCUAAAUUAGCAUACUCUUUACAUGCUUAA